UCCCCGACCCACCACGCACCGACUCUGCCCCAGGAACCUCUGCCAUACAUCCGACAGUGCUCGCGAUACCCCUGUGCUUAUGAAAUGACUUAAAACACGAAUGAAGACGCCCAAUUUCACUGUUAAUGUCUGUUUUGUUUUUUAUUUAUGAGUGAACAUUUGAAGAAAAUCAACAAAGUGUUGGGUGUAAAGGUGGAAAUGAAGACAGAGCACCGCACGUGCUGCGCGUGCGGGGAGCCGAUCGCGGACCGCUUCCUGCUGGAGGUGGGCGGCGGCGCGUGGCACACGGCCUGCCUGCGCUGCUGCGUGUGCGCCGUGCAGCUCGACCGCCACCCCUCCUGCUUUCUGCGCGACCGCCAGGUCUACUGCAAGCAGGACUACGCCAAGAGCUUCGGCGCGAAGUGCUCCAAAUGCUGCCGGGGCAUCUCGUCGUCGGACUGGGUGCGCAAGGCGCGCGAGCAGGUGUACCACCUGGCGUGCUUCGCGUGCGACGCGUGCGGCCGCCAGCUCUCCACCGGCGAGCAGUUCGCGCUGCACGAGGACCGCGUGCUCUGCAAGCCGCACUACCUCGAGACGCUCGAUGGAGGAUCCAUCUCCUCGGACGAUGGUUGCGACUCUGAAGGUUAUCACAAAAGCAAAGCAAAGCGGGUACGAACAACGUUCACCGAGGAGCAACUGCAGGUUCUCCAGGCGAACUUCCAGCUGGACUCGAACCCCGACGGGCAGGACCUGGAGCGCAUCGCGCAGGUGACGGGGCUGAGCAAGCGCGUCACACAAGUCUGGUUCCAGAACAGUCGCGCGCGCCAAAAGAAGCAUCAGCACACUGGGAAAGGAAAACAAAACCAGCUGAUGUCGCGGGACACGGACCCGGUGGGGUUUGGGCGGCCGAUCAACCUGCACCUCACCUACUCCUUCCAGAACAAGCCCCCUUUUGUCCCGAUAGACGGAACUUCUUUUACGGAUUCCUCGAUGGAUGAGCUCUCUGAAGAUUCGUCGAUCCAUUGCAUGCAGAGCGAAGUUUAAUAAAAGAAAUCAAAAUGGUCAAUAAGGUGAGGUGUGUCAUACGGAGAAGUGUGUGGCUUUCAUUUUAGGUACCACAAAAUGCAAUCAGCAAGUAACAAAUAUGUACAUAAUUUUUGCAAAACAGCUGAGAAAAUGAGGAAUAAGGCCAAGCACACAUCUCCACAUGGCACAUUUAUAGGUAACAACGAGUUAUUUGUUAGGAGUCCGAAUUUACAGGUGGUUUCAAUGUUGGCUACUUUCGUGGAGGCAGAAAAUAGCAACCAAUACUAGUUACUUAGAGAAUUAAUGUACAUUAAUAGUAUUUAAGUGAAUGUAUAAAUAUAAGGCCUAAUCAAAGUAACUAUUUCUAAAUUAUUGUAAAAAGUUAUACUUAUUUAUUUAUUUAUUUUUAGUAACUGUGAUACUUAUGUUUGCUGUCAAAACCUCUAUUGUUUGCCUUUGAAAUAAAUAGCUCCUAGAAUAGGACUUAUUUUUAAAGUUUAAGUAAAUGUAACCUUCAAAUAGUUAACAUACUAUAAAUAGUAGUACCUUUUCAAUUCUUCAAACUUAUGUAAAACAUCCAAUAUUUGUGCCAAACCUAUAUACCUUCCUAAAGAAAUGAAAUAUUUAAUACCUACCUUUCACAUUUUAUGAAGGGUGUAAGUAUGUAGGUACCUACAUGCUCAUAGACAUUUUUAUUUCAAUUUAAUAUUUAUGAUAAGACAUAAAUCUCAGACCAGGUCGUGAUUACAAUUAAAUGUCUUAAAAAAUACAUUAAAAUGGUUUAUAAACAUUAAAUAUUUGUUCAAAUUGCAUGGACACUGUGACAAGUGUCAUCUCAAUACAAUUUUGCGGCAUUUUAUGCUUAAGUCUUCUAAAUUAUAUGGAGAUAUUAUCACUUGUCACCGUAGGUACACAUGCUAAUUGAAUAAUACUAUGAGUUCACUAUUUUACACGAAAUUAGUACCUAAAUGAAACAUGACUAUCAAAUAAACAAUAUUUUAUUUAUUACUCAUGGGUACAACAACAAGUAAUCGUUAAUUAAGUCAUUACGACAUAUCACAUAAAUUCUUAUAAAAGUUAUAAACUGCAUUAAGGCUCAGUAGGUUCAUGUCAUUAUUUAACUCUCACUCAGCGUAGGCGUUAUUC
Molecule: messenger RNA, 2151 nt
Organism: Leguminivora glycinivorella
Lineage: Eukaryota; Metazoa; Arthropoda; Insecta; Lepidoptera; Tortricidae
Gene: Awh
Product: LIM/homeobox protein Awh
Exons: 6
Coding region: 148-1023 (291 amino acids)
Biological process (GO): regulation of transcription by RNA polymerase II; neuron differentiation
Cellular component (GO): nucleus
Molecular function (GO): RNA polymerase II transcription regulatory region sequence-specific DNA binding; DNA-binding transcription factor activity, RNA polymerase II-specific
Source: RefSeq, a predicted model, not a curated record